CAAGGGAAGAUCGGUGUGACGUUUAACAUCGGCACAAUGGACAUCAGUGUGAGAGAGAGCAGCACCCCUGUGAAUGACGGGAAGUACCAUGUGGUGCGGUUCACCAGGAAUGGGGGCAACGCCACCCUCCAGGUGGACAACUGGUCCAUCAACGAACACUUCCCAGGAGCGACAACCGAUAAUGAACGCCUUGAAAUUGCCACUAAGAAAUUCCCAUUGAAAUACGCCCGGCCAGUAGUGGACUGGCUACAAGAGAAAGGUCGUCAGCUAACGAUAUUCAACACCCAGGCCACAGUCACCAUCGGUGGCAGCGACCGCAGUCGGCCCUUCCAGGGUCAGCUGUCCGGCCUCUACUACAACGGCCUCAAGGUCCUCAACAUGGCUGCCGAGGGCAACCCCAACAUCAAGAUCAACGGCAGUGUCCGAUUGGUAGGCGACGUGCCCUCUGUGGCCGGGUCGGCUCGCACCACCGCCCAGCCCCCCGAGAUGUCCACCACCUUUAUUGAGACCACCACCACCAUGUCCACCACCACCACCCGCAAGCACCGCUCCUCUCCCACCAUACAGCAGACAACGGAUGACAUCGUGUCGUCGGCAGAGUGUUCGAGUGAUGACGAGGACCUGGAGGAGUGCGACUCUGGCCAUGCAGGUGGGCUAGGAGGUGAAUUAGUGAUCCCAGUACUCUUAGAGGAACCGUUAGUGCUGCCCCCUGUAGCUAGUCGUGCACCCUCCAUCCCCCUUCCCCCAACCCUCCGCCCACCCCUCACCAUUAUUGAGACCACCAAAGAGUCCCUGUCCACGGCCACUGAGGCGGGGGUACCUUGCUUGUCGGAUCGAGGCAGCGAUGAUUGUGAUGAUGAUGAUGAUGAUGGCUUGGUGAUAUCGGGGUAUGGCUCAGGGGAAGCGUUCAACUCUAACCUGCCCCCUACUGAUGAUGAAGAUUUUUACACCACCUUCUCCUUGGUAACAGAUAAGACCUUGUCCACGUCGGCCUUUGAAGGUGGCUACAAAGUUCAUGCGCCCAAGUGGGAAACCAAGGACUUUAGCUCUAACAAACCGUCCUCAGAACGCGGUAGGACUACCACUACCGCUGCGCUGCCGCUAGCCCCCGACCAGAGCCGCUACACCUCCACCGCAACCCUGCACCACACACCACCCGCCAAGCUGCCUGCCGGCAAAAUGAAUAACCGCGAGCUAAAACCCCAGCCUGACGUAGUGUUGCUCCCGUUGCCCACACUACCCUAUGAGGUAGACAGCACCAAGCAGAGGGCUCCUGUAAUAACCUCCCCCAUGUUCCGUAAUGUACCCACAGCCCUGCCCACCCAGCCCGGCGUCAACCGAGUCCCGGGACCCCCGGAAGUGUCCCGCCAGUCUAGCAGCACCACCGGGAUGGUCGUCGGGAUAGUGGCGGCCGCCGCCCUGUGCAUCCUCAUCCUCCUGUACGCCAUGUAUAAGUACAGGAACAGGGACGAGGGCUCCUACCAGGUGGAUGAGAGCAGGAAUUACAUCACCAACUCGGCCACGCAGAGCAAUGGAGCCGUCAUGAAGGACAAACAGCAGAGCGCAAAAGGCAGCAAAGUAAAACAGAAAAACAAGGACAAGGAGUAUUACGUGUGAGUGACGGACGUUGCGAGAUAAAAAAAAGAGAGAGAAAGCGAGGAAGAGAAAGGGAAAGAAAUAUAUAGAACUUUAUUUAACAGUUUACCUUCUAAGGAGCUGCGACGACGAAAGAUGGUAAAAAUGGAACUGUUACUUCAUGCUGUGCAGAGUGGUUGAACUAUGACAUGUUCUGUAAUAUAAAGCACACUUACUAUUGUAAGCAUACCGAGAAGGCUAAUAGCAACUUUAGUGACCUUACUCUUCUAUCUGGUCGGAGACGUAAUCAGUGUAGAACUACUUCACGGCUACUGCAUCAUUAUCCUAAGUGACUUUUAGAGCUAUGUGAUCCUUAACGUAAAUUCUAGUUUUUUUUUUUUUUGUAAACCUGUACAAAAUGAAGAUAUUCAUAUAUCUUGACCAUUUCCAGCAUGUAAGCGACAUGUAGUGCUUAACAAGAGUGAGUGGGUCAGGAUAAAAAGGAUCAUUGUAAAGUCAAUGAAAAAAAUUGACUCCUGUCGUAAAAAGAUAUGACUAAUUUGUAUUGUUUAUACAUUAUAAACGUGUGGUGUCUUAAAACGUUUAAAAAAACAAGUACUACUUUAUGUAUCAAAAUGAAACCAAGUGAGCUCAAAUGGCUAAGGAUAGAUCUCUUAGGAUCUCUUCAGAUCUCAUAAUUCUGUCAUCUGAUCUCGACCUGAUUACUCUCAUUGUGUGACGGACGGACAGAGUGACUCUGACGUGAUCGUGGCGAGAAGUGGUUGGUUUUUCUUGUCUCGGUAAAAAGCAACUGAUUGUAAUGCAUGCCCAUCCUACUGCGACAGCCAAGUACAGUACAGUACAAUAUACAGUGUUCAACUUUGCUUGAGCAGUCCAGUUCUCACCAAGGCCAAACGUUAUACUACUUCAUCAUCAGGACUACACAACUCUUUUAAUUUUGUUCCCUAAAAACCUAAACAAAGAAAAUGUGAUUAUCCCUGACGACAAAAAGGACUAAUAUUGGUUUGCAGCCAGUGCUGGUUGUAUCUUUUGCAGGCCUCUGUGUGUUGGUUCAUCGCCUCUUGUUCUAUUUUCUAUGGAGCUGUCCCAUUGAGGACAGAAUGCAGUACUAUAACACUGUUAAAGAUGUCUAUACAGAAAUAAAUCUAACGUGAAAAGUGUGAA
Molecule: messenger RNA, 2760 nt
Organism: Oncorhynchus keta (chum salmon)
Lineage: Eukaryota; Metazoa; Chordata; Actinopteri; Salmoniformes; Salmonidae
Product: neurexin-3a-beta-like
Exons: 5
Coding region: 37-1617 (526 amino acids)
Source: RefSeq, a predicted model, not a curated record